Lepidothrix coronata (blue-crowned manakin) is the source of this 1719-nucleotide messenger RNA. RefSeq names its product loricrin-like. Bases 487 to 1719 code for a protein of 410 amino acids. The transcript has a single exon. NCBI's taxonomy places the organism in Eukaryota, Metazoa, Chordata, Aves, Passeriformes, Pipridae. The record is from RefSeq and is a predicted model, not a curated record.
GGCCGUUGAUACGGAAAAUUCUGGAACCCCAACGCAGGGAGAUCCCUCCACCAGCUGGUCUUUGAGGGUUCUUUGAACAAGGGAACUGUGGUGGCUCCAGAAACCCACCUGAUGUGCCAACAGAACUGCCUUCCUUAGAGGGGGGAGUUGCAGCCGAUGCUCUGGGGGCUGAAUUUUCAGCUGCUGGGAGUUUUGGGCAUCCAGAGGGAUGAAAUGUUUCAGGCUGCCAGCUCGGAGCGUGUCAGAGCAUGUGUGCACAUGUGUGCUCACGGUCUCCGUGCACACAGAGUGUUCCUGUAACUGCUGUGCCCUGCAGGGCACUCCCUGGGAGCUCACAAGGGUGAGGGAGGUUAAAGCUCCAGGAAUGGGGCAAAAGGGGCAUUUCCUGGGUCCUCUUCCAUUUUUUUGUCUGCUGUGAAGGCUCAGCUGCCCCUCCAAGGUUCUCCUUUCUGACCACCCUGUUCCUUGCAGGUUCCCAGCUCCGAGAUGUGCUCCAGACAAAGCUCCGGGGGCUGCCACGGGAUGUCCUCCCAGUCCAGCGGGUGCCACAGUGGGGGCUCCUCGUGCCACGGGGGCGGCUCCUCCAGCUACCAGUCCCAGGGCUCCUCCUGCUGCGGGGGCUCCUCUGGCUAUGGCCUGGGAGGGGGGUACGGCAGUGGGUCCUCAGGAGGCAAGGUCAUCAUUGCAGGAGGAAGCAGUGGAGGAUCCUCUGGAUGCUGCAGUGGAGGAUCCAGUGGUGGCUGCGGGAUAGGGGGAGGAUAUGGUGGUGGAUCUUCAGGAGGCAAGGUCAUCAUUGGAGGUGGAGGUUCCAGUGGAGGAUGUUCAGGCUAUGGGAUAGGAGGAGGAUAUGGUGGCGGAUCUUCAGGAUCAAAGAGCAUCAUUGUGGGUGGAGGUAGUGGUGGAGGUUCCUCUGGAUGCUGCAGUGGGGGAUCCAGCUAUGGGCUGGGAGGAGGAUAUGGUGGUGGUUAUGGUGGUUAUGGUUCUUCAGGGUCAAAGACCAUCAUUGUAGGUGGAGGCAGUGGAGGAUGCAGUGGUGGCUAUGGCGUGGGAGGAGGGUACGGUGGUGGAUAUUCAGGAUCAAAGAGUAUCAUUGGAGGUGGAAUCAGUGGGGGUUCCUCUGGAUGCUGCAGUGGGGGAUCCUCAGGAUACGGCAUAGGAGGAGGAUACGGAGGUGGUUCCUCGGGAACAAAGGUCAUAAUUGGAGGGGGAAGCAGUGGUGGAGGUUCCUCUGGAUGUUGCAGUGGAGGUUCCUCGGGAUAUGGGAUAGGAGGAGGAUAUGGUGGUGGUUAUGGUGGUGGAUCUUCAGGAUCAAAGAGCAUCAUUGUAGGUGGAGGUGGUGGAGGUUCCUCUGGAUACUGUGGUGGAGGGUCCAGCUAUGGCAUUGGAGGAGGGUACGGUGGUGGAUCUUCAGGAUCAAAGACCAUCAUUGUGGGAGGAGGCAGUGGAGGUUCCUCUGGAUACUGUGGUGGAGGGUCCAGCUAUGGCAUAGGAGGAGGAUAUGGUGGGGGUUCUUCAGGAGGGAAGAUCAUCGUGGGAGGUGGUGGAGGAUCCUCUGGAUGCUGCGGGGGAGGAUCCGGGGGCGGCUCCUCGGGCCAGACCAUCAUCAUCAGCUCUGGAGGGUCCUCCCAGUCCUCCCAGCAGAAGUGCCCCAUCGCCAUCCCCAGCAUCGUGUCCCAGCAGUCCAAGCAGAGCUGCUGCUUCCCCUCUGGCCAGAAGUGA